CAGAGCCUGCUCCGCUUUCUUUUGCCAUUGUGCUCUGGUGUUUCUUUUUCUCUUUUUUUUCUCUUGAGCCACCAUGCCUCCCAAGACGGCCGACGAGGAGCUCGCCGAACUGGAGAAGCUGGCCGAGGCACCCGCACCCCCGCCUAACAAGCAUGCCAGAGGGACUCGUGCGCCUCGCCAGAAGUUUGAGGUCGAGGACGAUGCGCUCAAAGACCUCGACGAGCUCGAGCAAUUGGGAAAGGCGCCGCAGUCUGCCGUGCCUCGCCAGAUCAGCCGCCCCAACACCCCCAAAGUAGCGUCGUCGUCCUCCAGCAGCCGCCGGGCACCAGGCGUCGCGACACCCUCAUCUACCGGCUCAGCACGCACAAGCGAAGACAACAGGCCGUCAGCACCGAGGAAGUCCGGAGAGAGCACCCGCUCCUACCACCAGAGCUUUGUGCCGCCCAAAGAGGAGCCUGCCAAAGCACAAGCAUCCGAGCCAAAAGAGGAACGCUCGUCUGGAGGGUCAUGGUGGGGAGGCGGAUGGGGAGGGCUUGUGUCGACUGCCACUGCAGCAGCAGAGACGGCGCGGAAGCAAGCCGAGGCGGCCUACCAAGAGAUCCAGAAGAACCAAGAGGCUCAGCGAUGGGCGGAGCAAGUGCGAGGGAAUGUCGGCGCCCUUCGCGGCAUUGGCGGCGAGCUUGGCAAGCGUGCGGUACCUACCUUCACCAACCUCUUGAACACACUCGCACCGCCAAUCUCUCAGCAUGAACGACUGCAGAUUCACAUUACACACGACCUCAUCGGCUACCCCUCCCUCGACCCACUCAUCUACCAAACCUUCUCUGGGGUCAUGGCACAAGUAGAAGGCGGCGACCUCAUGGUCGUCCAGCGCGGCUCCGAGUCAACGCAGCGAGGCUCAUUGGAGGGGUACCGGGGUGGUGGCGGAAGCUGGAACGACGGUCCAUGGUGGCGCCACACGGAGAAGCGCGACUUGAGUGUGGUCAAAGGGCUUGUUGAAGGCACCAAGCUUGCUCGAGUCAGUGCCGAAUCCUAUGCCAACGAGUUUUUCAACGCAAGAGGAGGCAUAGAAGCGGCGGCAAAGCAAGCAACGGAAGUGCUGAGCGAGACAAACCCUGUGAGGAGCAGCGACAUAUUUAUUGCAAUCCAGGCCAUCAGUUACCCGCAACAAGAAGGUCUGUUUGCAACUUCAUCUGCAGGUCAGAAGGGGAAAGCAGAAAAUGACGAUGACGACGACGACUCAGACGACUCAGAUGAUGACGAAGACGAGGACGAAGACGAAGAGCAGGUGGCAUUCGCAAUCUACCUAUAUGAUCCCAUACACAGCAUUAGCUUCAAGGGCCUUUCACAAUCGAUUCCCGCCAAGUGGGUAGAGUGGCUGGACGCGCCCGCCAGCACCGAGGCCGAGGGCGAAGAAGGCCGACUACCACAAGAAAUUGCAGAAAUCAUUGAGAGUGGAGGAGUCGAUCCACGAGAGUGGGUUAGUGAGUGGAUGGAGGAGACUAUCAACCUCAGUGUAGGCAUUGUAGCGCAGCGCUAUGUUGCACGCCGGAUGGGAGUUGGUGAAGGCGGUCUUGGUAGAGGAAUGAAGAGGGAGGCGAUUGUGGAUGCUGGAGGAGGCGAAGCUGCACGAGCUGGAAUCAUUUGAGGAGUUUUCUGGUUUGCAAAGUUCUUUUUAUUUCUCGGUUCAACGGCACGGCUCGGACUAUAACUACAUGACAGCUCAAAUGAGAUGAGGAAAGCAUCUCGUAUGCUUGCAAGAUGGGUUUCUGGCCCGUCAUUCACCCUGCUCCAAUGCGCUCCUGUAUGGUGAGUGUGCGCUGGUAGACGUCAGAAAUGUCUCUCGACGGAAGCGCAUUACUAGAUGCUCAAUCCUCGAAACUCGUAGGCCUCGCUUUGCUUGGUUCUGCGUUUUGCCACAACGUCUAAAGCGAGCCGAGAGCGGCUCAGAGCAUGCCAGACCUGUUAGACAUAGAACAACGUGCUCGUGCCGCAGCCCAGGAAGGUGGUUGACAU
This is a messenger RNA of Bipolaris maydis ATCC 48331, 2016 nucleotides long. RefSeq names its product maintenance of telomere capping protein 1. The record is from RefSeq and is a predicted model, not a curated record. Lineage: Eukaryota; Fungi; Ascomycota; Dothideomycetes; Pleosporales; Pleosporaceae.